This is a messenger RNA of Microbotryum saponariae, 888 nucleotides long. Lineage: Eukaryota; Fungi; Basidiomycota; Microbotryomycetes; Microbotryales; Microbotryaceae. The record is from the annotation of a GenBank genome assembly.
AUGUGGCGAGAGGAUCAGCUGUCGAACAAACGUCCAAUAUCGCUCGUCAUGCGGACGAGCGCAUCAUCUCCCAAGCCCACAACCAGCGCCUCGCUCCCUUGCUCGAGUCCCUAAUCGGCCCGACCCAGCGUGGCUUUGUGCCGAACCGUCCAGUGUCUCUUUGGAUCCCGGACUCCCGGGCUUAGCGCUCGUAUCCGGUCUGCUAGCGGUGAUGGACUUCGAGAAGGCUUGCGAUCGUCUUCCCCACACGUACCUUGAUGUAGUCCUCUGCGCCGUUGGCCUCGGUCCCAAAGCCCGCCGAUGGUCCCGAGCGACGUACACCAACUAAUCUGCCUCGAUCUUCCUCGAGGGUUGGCUCUCGGCCGCUUUCGACGUCCUAUCGGGUGUUCGGCAAGGCGAUCCUCUGGCUCCGUCUCUCUUCGUGUUGGCGAUCGAGGAUUUUGCCUAUCAGAUCGACUGAAGGUCAUGGGCAUCGUGAGCCCGGGCCUACGAACGAUUCAAGACUCCUCUUGGCCGACGACGCUUGCUGUGCGCUCCAUAACCUCUCGGACCUUGCGCAUCUCAAUCGGGCGUUCGAGUUGUACGAACGGGCAAGUGCCAGCAAGCUCAGCAACGCUAAAUCGUUCCUCUACCCCCUUGGAUCGUUUAGGGACCGGCCGAUAGGCCUAGGCCUCGGGACCUGGCGUCUCAGCAUCUCCCAGUUUCGCUACCUUGGUAUUCAGGUCGGAGUGGAGAUCGCCGAGGAUGCGGGUUGGGAGGAGAUCAAGUCAUGCGUUGUAACUAGCAGAACAGACCAACCCGAUACAUCCGAGUUCAAGUCCCACCCACCCACGGUUGCUCCCUCCCAGAGACGAAUGAAAGGAAGUUUUUUUUGUUGUUUUGUAGUAG